Messenger RNA from Pterocles gutturalis (yellow-throated sandgrouse), 2901 nucleotides. It is a transcript of the gene MAP3K9, whose product is annotated as mitogen-activated protein kinase kinase kinase 9. The record is from RefSeq and is a predicted model, not a curated record. Gene Ontology annotation, biological process: protein phosphorylation. The transcript has 10 exons. Gene Ontology annotation, molecular function: ATP binding; JUN kinase kinase kinase activity. NCBI's taxonomy places the organism in Eukaryota, Metazoa, Chordata, Aves, Pterocliformes, Pteroclidae.
GAGCUCGUUCUGGAGGAAAUCAUUGGAAUAGGGGGCUUCGGAAAAGUGUAUCGAGCUGUAUGGAUAGGAGAUGAGGUUGCUGUUAAGGCAGCUCGCUAUGACCCUGAUGAGGACAUCAGCCAGACCAUUGAGAAUGUCCGCCAAGAGGCCAAGCUCUUUGCAAUGUUAAAGCAUCCCAACAUCAUCGCCCUCAGAGGCGUGUGUUUGAAGGAACCUAAUCUUUGCUUGAUCAUGGAGUUUGCCCGCGGAGGAUCGCUAAAUAGAGUGUUGUCUGGUAAAAGGAUACCUCCUGAUGUACUAGUGAACUGGGCAGUACAGAUUGCGAGGGGAAUGAACUACCUGCAUGAGGAAGCAAUUGUUCCCAUAAUUCACCGUGACCUGAAGUCCAGCAACAUACUGAUACUCGAAAAGGUGGAAAAUGGAGAUCUGAGCAACAAGAUAUUGAAGAUCACGGAUUUCGGCUUGGCCAGGGAAUGGCAUAGAACUACCAAAAUGAGUGCAGCUGGGACAUAUGCCUGGAUGGCUCCUGAGGUCAUCCGCUCCUCCAUGUUCUCCAAAGGCAGCGAUGUGUGGAGUUAUGGUGUGCUGCUUUGGGAACUGCUAACAGGAGAAGUACCAUUCCGAGGAAUUGAUGGUCUUGCAGUAGCGUAUGGUGUUGCCAUGAACAAACUUGCCCUUCCAAUCCCUUCCACGUGUCCAGAGCCUUUUGCCAAACUCAUGGAAGAUUGUUGGAACCCUGACCCACACUCACGACCCUCCUUUGCCAGUAUCCUAGACCAUCUCACUGCCAUACAAGAGUCUGGUUUCUUUGAAAUGCCCAAAGAUUCCUUCCACUCCCUGCAAGAAGACUGGAAACAAGAGAUCCAAGAGAUGUUUGAUCAGCUCAGAGCCAAAGAAAAGGAGCUGCGCACAUGGGAAGAAGAACUGACUCGUGCUGCUGUUGAACAGAAGAACCAUGAGGAGCUGCUACGAAGGCGGGAACAGGAGCUGGCAGAACGUGAGAUUGACAUCCUGGAAAGGGAGCUCAACAUCAUCAUCCACCAGCUGUGUCAGGAGAAGCCUCGGGUGAAGAAACGCAUGGGGAAGUUCAAGAGGAGCCGGCUCAAGUUAAAAGAUGGCAAUCAUAUCAGCCUGCCUUCAGAUUUCCAGCAUAAAUUCACUGUGCAGGCUUCUCCAACGAUGGAUAAAAGGAAAAGCUUGAUCAGUAGCUGCUCCAGCCCUCCUGCAAGUCCUACCAUUAUUCCCAGACUCAGGGCCAUACAGUGUACACUUGUGAAAAGCAGUAAAACAUGGGGACGAAGCUCAGUCCUUCCAAAGGAGGAAGGAGAGGAAGAAGAGAAGAGAGGCCAGAAGAAAAAGGGACGCACUUGGGGACCAAGCUCACUUUGUCACAAGGAGCUAGGUGCAGGAGAAGACGGAGAAUAUGGAAGGGGGGAAUGAAGUUUGGUUGUGAGCAUGGUACAUUUUCUCCCAUCUUUCUAUUAUUUCAGUCUGAAAGCUCUGGUAGAAGGAUACAAACAGUGGUCAUCCAGUGCACCGAACCUUGGGAAGAUCCAGAGAACUGCUCCUGCUUUUCCAGGAUUCACCAGCUUAGCAGAGAUGGAUGAUGAAGACAGUGAAUGUCUUAAUGGGGAGGGCAAAGUGCAUCCUUCACCUGGGCACAAUCAGUCAUACCUCUGCAUCCCAUUUCAGAAGAAUGAAGACUGGGAUGGCCCUUCUAGUGAUGCCAAUGAGGAGUCCACCCCUGUGAACUCUGCUACUAGUACACCACAGCUGACCCCCACCAACAGCCUCAAACGUAGCGGCUCCCACCACAAGCGAUGUGAGGUUGCAUUGCUUGGCUGUGGAGCAGUGCUGGCUGCUGCAGGCUUGGGUUUUGAUCUGUUAGAAGCAGGGAAGUGUCAGCUCCUGAUUGAGGAGGAGCCAGACGCACCGAAGGAAGAGAAGAAGAAGCGUGACAGCAUUUUCCAGCGAGCUGGGCGCCCACGCAGGAGCACUAGUCCACCUUCCCGAAAGAUCUUCAAGAAAGAGGAUCCCAUGUUGUUGCUAGGCGAGCCCUCCACAUCCCUCACCCUUCUUUCCCUGUCUUCCAUUUCCGAAUGUAAUUCCACCCGGUCCCUGCUGCGCUCAGACAGUGAUGAGAUUGUGGUGUAUGAAAUGCCUGUCAGCCCAGUGACAGUCAAGGCUCCUUUGCCAGUCAUUACCAACCCGCUGGUCAAUGUCCAGAUUGAGAGGUUCAAACAAGACCCCAACCAGUCCCUGACUCCCACACAUGUGACGGUCUCUUCCCACACCCAGCAAAGCAAGCACAGGCGCACACCUUCUGAUGGGGCCAUCAAAGGGAGUGGACUAGUUGUCAAUGGGUGCCCAACCAGUGGAUGCCCUUCCAGUAGCUGUUUAACUGGAGCACUGGGAGCAGGUGUAUUAAAAACACCUAGUCCAAGUAGAGAUCCCAAUGAGGUCCCUCGCCUGCCAGACCCCAACCUUGUUUUUCCUCCAACCCCGAGACGAUGGAAUGCACAGCAGGACCCCACACUGGAAAGACCCAAGACAUUGGAGUUCCUGCCCCGGCCACGUCCUGCAGCCAGUCGGCAGCGGCUCGAUCCCUGGUGGUUUGUGUCACCCAGCAAUGCCAAGGGUGAAUCUUCUGCCAACAGUUCAAGUACUGAUACUCCAAGCAAUCUGGACUCUUGUUUUGCUAGUAGCAGCAGCACUGUAGAAGAGAGACCUGGACUGCCUGCACUGCUUCCUUUCCAGGUGGGUCUUCCUGUAGAGGAGCGGACACUGUUGGACAUAGAUGCUGAGGGGCAGAGCCAGGACAGCACCAUUCCGCUAUGCAGAAGUGAACUUAACACACACAAAGCUGCAGCAUAUGAACUCAAGCAAGAAUUCUGGUCUUAG